Coregonus sp. 'balchen' is the source of this 2439-nucleotide messenger RNA. NCBI's taxonomy places the organism in Eukaryota, Metazoa, Chordata, Actinopteri, Salmoniformes, Salmonidae. The record is from the annotation of a GenBank genome assembly.
GUGUGUAACUCCUGUUUAUUUGUCCUGGCAGCACGCAGCAUCACAUGUGAAGGCUCUGAUGCUUUACUACAAUGUGGUAAGCUAGUCAACACUACUGAACAGUGUAUAUACUCAGCUAUCACCUGUGUUUUAUACUGUAGAUUACCUACACCAAAGAUGCCCACCCUUGGCUCUCCUUCGUUCCUUAUCUAUCUUUUCGUUGUCCGUCUCUUCCUCAGAUGGAGGUAAGAUCCAUAUCGAGCGUGCCAACUAUGGUCGUCGUCAACGCAACGUGUGUUCCAUUGGGCGCCCCGCUAACCAACUCGCCAACACCAACUGCCUCAGAAAAUCCACCACCAGGAAGAUGGCAGCAAGGUACUGGAACCUGUGGUGUGUAUUUACCUGUAGACACCCAUUGGCUGCAGCCAUAACCACUACCUGUCUUUGACACACAGGUGUGACGGGAAGAGCCAGUGUGUCGUCCCGGCAUCCAAUUCUGUUUUUGGAGACCCCUGUGUCGGAACCUUUAAGUACCUGGACACCGAAUACUCCUGUGUCCAACAGCAAGUAGCAAGUCAGUCUUUGCUAAUAAUACUUGGUGGUGGGCACCAAUAUCGUUAAAUUGAAUAUCUGUAUGACUGAGGCAUGUUGGGAUAUUGUUUAAUACUUCGGUGAAAGAGCGCACUCUGCUGAUGGCUAGCAAAGCCAUAGAAUGGGUUGGGUCACCAAUGGGACCAGCUUGUGAACUUUGUUUUAUGGCCACCAUGUGUUUUAAUACAUGCCCUUUUCUAUUCUCCACUUUUACACCACCCUCAAUUCCUAACUAACCCUAGCUAGCCCACAAACGGUGGUUAUGGAACAAAGUAGCUGGCAACAACUUUCGCUAGCAUAGCUUAUUGGGAGAUCAGAGAACUGGCAGUGUGGCGCCAGAAUGACAACCUCUCACUUAACGUCGACGAAGAUGAUUGUGGACUACAGGAAACAGAGGGCCGACCACGCCCCCAUUUUCAUCGACUGUGCUGUAGUGGAGCAUUUUGUGAGCUUCAAUGUCCGCAUCACUAAGAAUCCAUCAUGGUCCAUGCACCAGUAGUAGUAUUAAGUGCACGACAAUGCCUCUUCUCCAACCUGCCCAGGAGGCUAAAAAUAUUUGGUAUUGGCCCUCCGAUCCUCAGUUCUACAGCUGCACCAUUGUGAGCAUUUUGACUGGCUGUAUCACCACUAGGUAUGGCAACUGCUUGGCAUCCGACCGCAAGGCGCUACAGAGGGCAGUGAAUACAGCCCAGUAAAUCACUGAGGCCACGCUCCCUGCCAUCAGGACCUCCUAUACCAUGCGUUGUCGGAAGGCCCUACAUUUUCAAUGACUCCAUCCACCCAAGUCCUACUGUCUGCUACUGCAUGGCAAGUGGUACCGCGGCACCAAGUCUGGAACCAGCAGUCUUCUACCCCUCCCCCCCACUCCCAGUCACUUUAUUUCUAGUUAUAUGUACAUAUCUAACUCAAUUAGCCAGUUAGCACAUGGUAAGAAGGAUGGGUAGUCGUACCACACAGGUCUCCUUUACAUUGUGGCUUAGUUGAUGCUUGCGCGCACUUAAUCUUGUGUAACAGUGAACAUCUGUUUCAGCCAACGUUAGCUAGCUCAAAUCUCGUUUAUAGCUAUUCAGACGGCACAGGCACAAAUUGUAUAGAAAUAUAGCUCUGGUCUAGCGGUACGACUAGCUAAACCAGCUUACUUUCACAUUCUGAGCAGUUUGAGAUGACGACGUCUCAUAAGGAGCUUAAACCACAGUGUAACGGUUGAAGAUAAUGCAUUUAACUUUCUACAACUCUGUUUAUGCCUAAACAUUAAUUAAUCAACGUUCCCUAUUAGUGCCCAUCACUAACACUUCACCAAGCCAUAGUAUGCCUUUAUUUGUCAGGCCAGUGUGGUGUAACUCCUGUUUUGUCCUUGCAGUAAGCAGCAUCAUAUGUGAAGGAUCUGAUUCUCAACUACAAUGUGGUAAGCAGGUCAACACUACAGUACGGUAUCCUCUCCGCUCUCAUGUGGUGUUGUGUAUAUUAGUCUCUAGCCCACACAAACACCCAGCCUUGGCCUUCUGCCUUUUCUUCAUCUAUCUCUUCCUCCUCCUCGUCUCCCUCAGAUCGAGGUAAGAUCCAUAUCCAGAGUGCCAACUAUGGUCGUCGUCAACGCAACGUGUGUUCCAUUGGGCGCCCCGAUAACCAACUCACCAACACCAACUGCCUCAGCCAAUCCACCACCAGUAAGAUGGCAGAAAGGUACGGUAACCAACGGUGUGUAUUUACCUGUACACUCAUUGGCUGUAAUUUUAACCUCUACUUGUAUUUUAAACACACAGGUGUGAUGGGAAGAGCCAGUGUGUCGUCCAGGCAUCCAACUCCGUGUUUGGAGACCCCUGUGUCGGAACCUAUAAGUACCUGGAGGUGGCUUACACCUGUGACUAA